AUACCCGGAAGUGCAGUGACAGCAAUGAUGUUUUAAUUUUUUGGGGCUAGUACAGUAACGUCAGCUGAACCAUAACAUGUCUCACUGGGAAAAGAAGCGACCCAGUUUCCUCCCGUUUACUGGAAAGUGACAAUAACUACCACUGGUAGUCAGGAAAAACAGUAGUAGAUAGAUAAAUAUUGUUGUAGCUAGUUUAUUAUAGCAUUAAUCCAUGUCGCCUCUCUCUUUACCCUUUCCAUAAACUCGUGAAUGUAGCAGGACCAGAGAAUUAUUCCGAAUUAUGAGUCAUUUCUUAGCUGCAGAUUUUGCGAAAGGGUGUUUCGUAAAAACAAGACGGCCACAUGGACACAGUCACCUCCUGGACUGAGCUAACAGCCAUUUUACACGAUGGCCAUCGUAGGAGCCAGAGCGGUCCUCUUCAACCUGAGGUGCGCCAUCCAGAGAGCGGGCUCCUUUACCAGAAGCAGUCUCGUGCAGAGCUCCAGGCCAUGUUUCGUUAGAAGAGGGCGGAUUUUGACCCAGAUCCCUAAGGUCACGCUGCUGUGUUGGGGUGCAGUCAAUGCAUCGUCCUGGGCUGCCAUAUGUCAGGAAGCAACUCUCCCACGCCAGACCGCGGACAAGAAGUCUGUCGCCAAAGUCCAAGUGCACAAAGUUGUGUUCCUCCUCCGCCUCAGCCUUCGUGCAUUGGUGCUGCUCCUCAAGUUCGGCCCCCUGCUCCUGCUGUCCCCCCUGGCCCUGGUGUCCACGCGCUGGGCGUCCCUCUGGCUGGAUGCCCUGCUGUGGGUGACUGAAACAUCUGGUCCCACUUUCAUCAAGCUGGGUCAGUGGGCCAGCACCAGGCGGGACAUCUUCUCUCUGGAGUUCUGCGAGCGCUUCUCCACCCUCCAUGUGAGGGUGCGCCCGCACACCUGGGCCCACACCAAGCAGUGUCUCCGGAGGGCUUUCGGGGAAGGCUGGAGGGAGGUUUUGAUGUUUGAAAGCAAAGAGCCAGUGGGUUCGGGGUGCGUGGCACAGGUGUACAGAGGCUGGGCGAAGGCGGACCAGGUGGAGGACCCGGCCUUCCAGUCUCUGGUGGAGGAGAUGGAGAAAGAAGACUUGCUGGAAGCCUGGGAGAUCCCUGGGCUGGGAGGGGUGGCCAGGUCCCUCUGGCACCUCUGGAGGGGGAGUAAGGAGGAGGAGGACUUUGGGGCGAGAAGUCACAAACAAGGGAUGAGCAGCGCAGAGAAGGAGCAUCUGAUACCUGUGGCUAUCAAGGUGAUUCAUCCAGGCAUCAGGAAGCAGGUGGAAAUCGACAUACUGCUGAUGAAAGCAGGGAGCUGGCUCUUGCAAUGCCUUCCCGGACUCAAGUGGCUCAGUCUGUGCGAGGUAGUGGAGGAGUUUGAGAAGCUCAUGAUCAAACAGAUUGAUCUCCGUUUCGAGGCCAGGAACAUCGAGCGUUUCCAGGAAAAUUUCCGCAAUGUGGAUUAUGUCAAGUUCCCAACCACUUUACGACCAUUUGUCACCAGGACCGUUUUAGUGGAAACUUUUGAGGAGAGUGUGCCCGUAUCCGACUUCCUGAACCCCGAGAUUCCUCUGGAGGUGAAGCAAAAAAUAGCCCGAAUGGGGAUGGAGACCAUGCUGAAGAUGAUUUUUGUGGACAACUUUGUCCACGGAGAUCUCCAUCCCGGGAACAUUCUGGUCCACUGUUGGGGACCUCUUUCUGGCUCCUCUGACGGUGCUGGUAUAUCGGGGGAGGCCCCCGGUAAGACCACCCUCACCGACCUGUGGGACACGGUGGUGGUCAGCUUCAGGCCAGACAGGUGUCCUCUCCAGUUGGUGCUGUUGGACGCCGGCAUCGUGACCCAGCUCAGCGACUACGACCUCGCGAACCUCAAGGCUGUGUUCACAGCUGUGGUGCUGCAUCAGGGUGAGCGAGUGGCGGAGUUGCUCCUGAACCACGCUCGGGCCAACGAGUGCCGCGACGUGCCGCAGUUCAAGAAGGAGAUGUCCCAGCUGGUGGACCACGCGCUCGGCAACACCCUCGCUCUGGGAAAGUUCCAAGUGGGUGAAUUGCUCUCCAGAGUCUUUGGUCUACUCAUCAAACACAAGGUGAAGCUGGAGAGUAAUUUUGCCUCCAUUGUGUUUGCCAUCAUGGUGCUGGAAGGUCUCGGCAGGUCACUGGAUCCUCACCUGGACAUCCUGGAUUUGGUCAAACCCCUGUUGCUAAAGAACAGCGCUUCACUGCUCUGACAGACGCGUACAUGCAACACACAGACAGAGCUCGAGCACAGUGAACCACACACACCUGGCACCCGUAAGCACACACAGUACUAAGCUGUAUACAUACAGUGAAGUCCACUGGACUUGUGUAUCCUGUAACCUCCUAAUGCAAUGAUGAUGAUGGCGACGGGUUGUCUUCAAGCGUACACGAUUCCACUGUGGAUCACAGGAUCACCGUCUCAUCACUACAUUUUACCAGUGACCUCAUUAAGUUUCACACUUUCAUCAUUGCUACUCUUGAGUUUUAUUUAUAUAAUUGUUUUUUAAGCGGUACCAUUUUACCCACAGAAAAAAAGGCAUUUCCAACUGAGGCUAAUGAACGAGGGUAUGUGGGCUUUACUUUUUUAUCAAGUGCUAAUGGACUCAUUAGCAGACACACACAGAUUGCACCAGAGAGCAUUUGUAGUGAUAUAAAAGAAAAUACUACGAACAUCCCUAGUUGAUACUCUUGAGGCAUGUUUUACUUUUUAAUGACCAUCAGGAUGUCUUUUAUCACCCCAUCUUUUAUUGGAUGUUAGAUAAUGUUGUCUAAUAGGCCACAUUUGCUUUAGUGUGAAUCACAAUGUACUGUAACAUUGACCAUGUGAAGCCAAUUGUACUCACAACUGACCCAAUGUCUUUUAACCUUCCAUUAAAAUAGUGGAAACACGUGGCAUAUUUUCA
This is a messenger RNA of Cyclopterus lumpus (lumpfish), 2922 nucleotides long. RefSeq names its product aarF domain containing kinase 2 (gene adck2). The coding region runs from base 388 to 2229 and encodes 613 amino acids. Gene Ontology annotation, cellular component: mitochondrion. The transcript is spliced from 8 exons. NCBI's taxonomy places the organism in Eukaryota, Metazoa, Chordata, Actinopteri, Perciformes, Cyclopteridae. The record is from RefSeq and is a predicted model, not a curated record.